This is a messenger RNA of Prunus avium (sweet cherry), 1206 nucleotides long. RefSeq names its product phosphoenolpyruvate/phosphate translocator 2, chloroplastic-like. Gene Ontology annotation, molecular function: transmembrane transporter activity. Gene Ontology annotation, cellular component: membrane. NCBI's taxonomy places the organism in Eukaryota, Viridiplantae, Streptophyta, Magnoliopsida, Rosales, Rosaceae. The record is from RefSeq and is a predicted model, not a curated record. Gene Ontology annotation, biological process: transmembrane transport.
UCCUUCCUUUUCUCGAGUCGAAGAUAUGAUAAUUUGAAGGUAAGGGCUGCUCCUGAGAGUGCUGAAGAUGCUUCGAAUCCGAGGGGGAUGGUUAAGACUUUGCAGCUUGGUGCUUUGUUUGGAAUUUGGUACCUUUUGAAUAUUUACUUCAACAUCUACAACAAACAGGUUCUGAAAGUCUAUCCGUUUCCAGCAACGGUUACAGCGUUUCAGUUUGGCUGCGGGACUCUGAUGAUUUUGUUGAUGUGGGGUUUUAACCUCUACCCCAGGCCAAACUUCACUCGCUCACAGCUUGGAGCAAUUGUACCGCUGGCUGUGGCACACACAAUGGGCAACCUAUUGACCAACAUCAGUAUUGGGAGAGUUGCCGUUUCCUUCACUCACACAAUCAAAGCCAUGGAGCCCUUCUUCACGGUCCUGUUCUCUGCCCUCUUACUUGCAGAGAGGCCGACUGUCUGGGUGGUUUCUUCUCUUGUGCCAAUUGUAGGUGGAGUGGCAUUGGCAUCCUUCACCGAGGCCUCUUUUAAUUGGAUUGGUUUCGGCAGCGCAAUGGCCUCUAAUCUUACUAACCAAUCGCGUAAUGUACUCAGCAAGAAGCUCAUGGUUAAGAAAGAGGAAUCUUUGGACAAUAUCAAUCUCUUCUCAGUGAUAACUAUCAUUUCCUUCAUCCUGUUGGUUCCUUCAGCGAUUCUGUUGGAAGGCGUUAAAUUUACUCCUGCAUACCUGCAUUCAGCUGCAAGCCAAGGAUUGAAUAUCAGAGAGUUAUGCGUGAGAUCACUUCUGGCUGGGUUCUGCUUCCAUACUUAUCAGCAGGUGUCUUAUAAGAUACUGGAGAUGGUAUCGCCGGUGACUCACGCAGUAGGGAACUGUGUGAAGCGUGUGGUGGUGAUUGUCUCCUCAGUCAUCUUCUUCCAAAUACCCGUCUCACCCAUAAAUUCUCUCGGGACUGGUCUGGCUCUUGCUGGAGUCUUCUUGUAUUCAAGAGCCAAGAGAAUAAAGCCAAAGCCCAAUUAAUCUUUGCAUAAAUUAUACAAGUGUAAUGAAUAAAAAAAGCAAAACAAAAACCAUCAACUGUAAAGAUCAUUAGUUCCGUGUCAUCAUCAUCGUGUACUUGUAUUGUAUGCAAAAGAUAUAUAUAUUGGAGGGAUGAGUUCGAGUGCAGACGUAAAUGCUCUUAACCACUGCAAAGAUCAUUAGUUCUGUCAU